CUUUGAAAUCACCCAGAAUUUACCGAUUCAAUAUAUAAUCGCUUGCAGUCAUAGUAUAUUUUUCUGCUCUGAGGACGAGUUUAGAAAAACGUUGGUUCUUUAUUCUAUGUUAUUUGCUUUAUUGGGCGCUCAGAGGCGAAGCGCACUUUGCAGGACGACGUAGCUUCGAUGCUUGCAGGGGAAAGCUUGAGCUGCUUGCGGUCGCACUAACUGCGUGCUGGUACGACGUAUCGCAGGUACAGUUGCAAAUAUUCGUGAGUUUUUAUGCUGAUCGCACCGAGAAGCGUAAUUUCCUACCAACGUCUACGCUUGCCCAACGGCCCACAAUCGUUGCGCGCUGAGAGACCAUGACGGAUGAAGCGACAAUCAUGGGAAAACUAGAGUGCCUCAAGGAAAUAAGGGCCCGCACUGUUCAGAUGGAAAAGCUCAAGUCAAGGCUUCGCAGUGAGAUAGAGUCAACAGAGAGCGAAGAACGAUGCCUCCAAGAAUACAGACAUGAAAUGGAACUCUUGCUUCAAGAGAAGAUGGCCCAUGUUGAAGAGCUGAGGCAGAUUCAUGCUGACAUCAAUGUGAUGGAGACAGUGAUCAAGCAGUCCGAGGAAGACAGGAACAAGCAUCUGGACGGUGCCAAGCAGAUGCACCACGAGUACAAGCCGCUCAAGGAUCUGGUCGACAGGCUCCGGCUGGAGAUUGGCCUCUCCAAGCUGCCCGAGCUACACGAGGAGGAUCAAACAUUCAAGCCAGAGUUUUUCGAGAAGCAGAAGACCGAGUGGCACCAGAGCGACAUGACCGAAGCAGCCCUGCCCCCUUCCCUGGCCGCGGCGGUGCAGCAGAUGCAGCAGCCGGGGAGGAGCAAGGCUCUCGCCGAACGCCCGCAGCCCUCGGCCUUCCGCCAACAGCCACCACCUAUGAAGGCAUGCCUGUCUUGUCACCAGCAGAUCCAUCGCAACGCACCCAUCUGUCCCCUGUGCAAGGCCAAGAGUCGUUCCAGGAAUCCCAAAAAGCCCAAGCGCAAGCUGGAAGAUUAAGUGCUCCUUGCGCACUUUGAUUUGGAGUCAUUAUGUGUGCCUGGUCUGUUCACUGCUAUGUUUUUUUGUUUUGCCCUUGAGGCUUUCCAUGUGCCAAAAGACAUCAAGCAGUGACUUGUGCACACAGUAUGAUGAAGAGGCAACCAUGUUCACUUCAUGUGGAACACAUUUCUUGUAUGAUCUGUUGUUUUGUAAUCAAGAGUUCGACGGAACGCCGUCUGGUCAGGUAAAAGCAUUAUUAGUACAACAGGAUGCUGUUGCACUUACACAAUGGAUCCUGGAACACCAAACUUUUUUUUUUUUUACAUUGGUCAGUGGCCUGAUGCUGUUGUACUUACACAAUGGAUCCUGGAACACCAAACUUUUUUUUUUUUACAUUGGUCAGUGGCCAGGUGCACUGAUAAUCUGUUGUUUUAUAUUUUAGCUUAUCCACUGACUUUUCUUGUUUAUAUAUAUAUAUAUAUACACACACACAUUUUCUUUUUUCACAAAUAAUCAUGUGUCGUAAUGAACAGUUGAACUAGCUUACUUUCCGACUUGAAACAUCACUAACUCGCGAAAAAAAUAAUAGGAUGACAGCGAGAAGCACACGGGACAGAACGUUAGUGUCUGUAAUAAGCACCAACUAGUCCACCUGUCUUCUGUAAUAGUUCAUUUUAAUAUGUACUGUUUGUAAGCAACACACACAUUCUGUUCAGUGUUUGUUCUGUAUGUUGUCAUCAGCAUUUCAAUCAUUUCACCUAACUCCUGUAUAAAAAACAUCAUAUUGUCUGUGCAGUGCUUCUCACUUAUCGUAGAACUCGUUUCCUUUUCUUCUUCCUGGUCAUGUUGUGCCUGUUUUCGAUUGCCAUCAAUUUCAUUUUUUUCUUUCUAUCAGUGAUGCCAAGUUCUUGCUGAAACCAGCAUGCCUAUGUGUGUGUACAAAAAUAAAUAUAUUUAUUCGACUUGUGGCAAAGUAAAUUUACAUGCGUGUAGGGCAGUCUCAAAUUCAUAUGCAGCAUCAGGCUUUGUAGGGUUACAGGUAGCUCACGAUAAUUCAAGUUUGUAUAGCUUAAAAUACAGGUUAAUUCAGGAAAUCUCAGUUUGGUUGUCGGGGAAGGAUUUCGGUUAAUUCAAGCUUUUUUUAUCUGGCAACAUGGGGCUCUUCAGCGUACAGACAGAACAGCCAAAAACGGCUGAUGAAAGGACAUUCAUUAGACACAAAAGGUAAUAAACUAGCCAACGUUUGGUAUUCAGGGGGCGCUACUGUAAGAAUCCAUUUCAUUUUCCAUUCAUUUUGCCCUCAAUUAUUGGCCCAUAUGCUGCCAUUCUUUGACAGAAUUUAAAACUUGGCACCGACCUGGUUCGCAUCAAAAGCCGCUUCAUAAAACUGGUUGUAAAGUUGUUUGAAACAAGUCAAGUGUACGGGACGUAGGGAAGGCGCAGCUGCAGUCUGGGGUUUCUAUGCCAAUUCUGAUGUUUUGUGUGCUAAAUCCACAAUAUGAUUAUGGGGACGCUGUAGUGGGGGGCUCCAAAAUAAUUUUGACCACCCGAGGUCCUUGUAACAUGUACGUAAUGCAUGGGACACAAGCAGUUUUGCAUUUUGCCCCCGUUGGAAUGUGGCCUCCGCAACCAAUCUCAGCAGCACAUCAUCAUGGCCACUGAGCCUCCGUCGCUGAUGCUUGCCAAUUGAGUAGGCAGUUGACUUUACAGAUGGGAUUGUUGUAUUGAAUGGUUUAAGUGAAUUAAGGUAAUAAUAAUAUUCAUGUUCACAGUGAAAAAUUGGACCGUAUCAGUCCGCAUGGGCUUGUUAGGCCUAACUUGGCACCUUGGGUUUUGCUCUGGCAUAUGCGUGAGCUUGGAACCGUUAGAAAAGGGGAAGGGAGAAGUACAAAUAAGAAGAGGCAUGGACAAUAAUCACAAUGAAAAAAUAUUUUCCUCUUAGAGGGUGAUUUGUUGGCUAAUUCAUGCUCAAUUGCGCAGUUUUUGUAGAUGUAAAACAGCUUCGUGUGCAAUAUCAACCACACAUUGCACACACACAAAAAAAAAUCUCCCCAGCCAGGAUUCAGCCAGUCUGCCAUAAGAGAGACAAGCACUAUCAGUCGUGAACCUAAUACUGCUGCUCGUACGAGUGUUGAACAAAUUUGUAAGCUUCUACCAUUUAAUGGCCCGUGCUUGUGGACAACGAGCAAGCGUGCUGCGCUCGGCAAAUGUCAUUGCAACACUACAUGGAGCUGACCGAGCACAAAGGCACUUGAACCACACUUUAUGUUGCCGCUGCCACGAUCGUAGUGAUGUCGUUUAGAAAUUAAGGGAUCAGGAGUAAGCCAAGGCCCAAUAGAAGAAACUUGAGGAGAGGUCUAAGAUGUGCAGUCUGUAAUAAGUUUGUGCAUCACUUCACGAGUUGGACGUCGAAAGAUGCCAAUGGAUUUCCAGUGUCUCGGAGAACACUGAGCCGACUUUAGAAAAGAAUUUAAGGGCUGCUUGACAUUGCAUUACUAUCAUGCUCAGUUGUAUGUUGCAUGAGGGUACAGUUACACAUUAAUUGUUCAACUGAUUAAAGGGACAGUAGUGGCAAAAAUUGAAGUAGAGCUCAAUUGGGGUCCCGAAAUAAGUAUGCUGUCAUUGUCGAGAGCAGAGCGCACAAUGUGAGCAAAAACAAACAUUAACGUGAGAAAGUGUGUCACGCAGCCAUUUCAUAAGCGCAGAACCAGCCCUUCCAGAGGUACGCAGCUGUACGUGCUCAAAUGUAAACUGUCAGCAGUUAGUGCAAUUCGGCCUCAACAUUUCUUAUUCAUUGCAAAAAAGGUGGCGUUCUUGUAUAAACCAGAUAUUUGGUGAUCAAACAUUAAUCUGUAGGCCUUUAUUUGUUAUUUAUGCUGUGAUAAAUAAGCACUUGCUUGAUGUGGCUAGGACAUAGCACUGUACAUCCCCAUCAGUGAUUUCCGAGUAGUAGACAAUGCAAAACUUCCACAACCUCUACAUUAUUAGCACGAUGCGGAAGAAAAUUAACAGGCAAUCACAUGUUAACAAAACACAUAAUGGAAUCAUUUCUAGACAAUGGCCUUAAAUUGGCAAAACGGAUGGGGCACAACUGAAUGGGGCACAACUGUUGGAAGGAACAUUCACAUCAAAAACAUUUUUUAGGCAAUGAGGUAAACGCAUGGAUGUUGCAAGUCUAUGAAGUGGAUGUUUGAUUAAAACACCCCACACUUUAGACUUCGUUGCAUGUUGUGUGUGCCCAUGUGGGUUCAUCUACAACCUCCUGCCAUUGCGAGAUUUCAGCUAACCAGUCGUCGCAUGACAUAUUGUGUGCUUCAUUUAGACUUCCACAGCAAAUAUUGUUGUACAGUCGAACGACUUAGUAACAAAGUGCUUGGGGCCUUCGAAAUCGUUCGUUAUACAGGUCACUUCGUUGCAAAGGUAGCAUACUGCACAGUUCACAAUAGAACCAGGGGGCAAUUAUUUUUUCCUCGUAGAGUUGCUCGACUGCAGCAGUUUCUCUCUGGAGGUUUUAUCUUUAGUUCACUCUUAUGGUCUGCAACUUUAUAAUUGCAAACAUCAUUUUAUCAUGCAUAAUCAAAAAGUUAUGCACUUGGGUAUCCAACUGAUAAUGAUUUAAUAUAAGUGCAAAGCAAGUUCAGAUGGCAAUGGGUAACCUGUUUGUACAGUUGCCUUAUGCUGGACGGGAAUUUGUAAGCAUUUCUGAACCUUUUACCGGAGGGAUUGCGAUCUGCUGCCAUUACAUUUGGUGCUGGUGUUUGUAUGUGCAAGUGCAGUGGUGUGCUGCAAUAUUUCUUUAUGGUGCCAAACAAUGUUACUCUUGAAGAAUGGAGGAAAGAAGGUUUAUUUCGCUGACAUGCACAUUAAUUAAUCGUGUAGCUAGUGUAGAAUUUCAUUUUGUAACAUUCUUGAUUAAUACAGUUAGCUUAGGCUCAGUAGUUGACGUAGUUGUGUGCAACAGUGUUUUGUGCAAGUCAACCUGCAACCCUGCUUGCAGGCUUUCCCAUGCUAGGCACCUAAGAUCAUUUACGUUUUCAGCUUAAUUUGAAAAUGGCUACUUUAACCGUCUGUCCAGCCAUUACUGUAGACGCACUAGCAAUGUGAUUUGUGCCUGUCAUAUACUGCAUUGUUUCUAUUCUUCAAUUUGUACCUGGUUACCAAUUUGUACCUGGUUACCAACCAGCUUGUAUCUCCACAAUUGUAGCAGUGAGUAAAAAGUGGUACAUGUCUA
This is a messenger RNA of Dermacentor andersoni, 5241 nucleotides long. RefSeq names its product zinc finger C4H2 domain-containing protein. The record is from RefSeq and is a predicted model, not a curated record. NCBI's taxonomy places the organism in Eukaryota, Metazoa, Arthropoda, Arachnida, Ixodida, Ixodidae. Gene Ontology annotation, cellular component: nucleus. Gene Ontology annotation, biological process: positive regulation of neuron differentiation.